CAGACCGACCUUUAAAAACAGACAUAGGUGAUAGGUGAUAGGUGAUAGGUAGAGAGAGAGAGAGAGGGGCUGUAAGUUGUAAGAUGAUGUUUGACGAGAUGAAGAAGAGAGGUGUAGGAGGGAGUGAAGCUGAGACAGAGCGCAGAGACAACUUGGGUUCAUCAACUUUAUAAAUCUCUACGCUCCGGCCCCACCCUCCAAACAGUAACACACUUUCCUUUUUUUGCUUCCCCUUGUUUUCUUCCGCCUCCUACUCCUACUCCUCCCUUUCCCAAGAGAGAGAGAAAGAGGUCCAAACCAAAAGAUCUCAAAGGAUUCCAGUCUGCUUCUGUGCGCGAUCUGCAUCACUCUCUCAUCUUCCAUCUCUUCAUUUCGCAGAUUCCCUCAGGUUAGGUUUGGUUUGGCUUGGUCGGUGAACCUUUCUGCUUCUCCCUUCUCUUUUGCCUCAUGUUAUGAGAUUUGUCAACAUAAAGAUUGUUGCUUUCGUCGGUGGUUUCGAAAACCCACUGACUUCGUGCCAUGGAAAUUCUUCUUCUUUUUUUCUUCUUGCUGCUUUGUUAUCUUGUUGCCUUUGCUUCCGCCACCGAUGUUGAAUUUGACAACUGCAACUGCGAUGACGGGGAAGGGAUUUGGAGCAUACAUAGCAUACUCGUUGGCCAAAAAGUCAGCGACUUUUUCAUUGCCGUUGCGUAUUUCUCCAUACCCAUUGAACUCCUUUACUUUGUUAGCCGUUCAAACGUUCCAUUCAAAUUGCUCUUCCUUCAAUUUAUCGCCUUCAUAGUGCUGUGUGGCUUGACCCAUUUGCUCAAUGCUUAUUCUUAUCACGGCGCUCCCUCCUUCCAGUUGUUGCUUUCCCUAACCGUUGCUAAGUUCCUCACUGCUCUUGUUUCCUGUGCAACUGCUUUGACCCUUCCCCCUCUCAUCCCUCUUCUCCUCAAAAUCAAGGUCAGGGAGCUCUUCCUGAGGCAGAAUGUGAUGGAGUUGGGUCAAGAGGUUGGGAUGAUGAAGAAACAGGAGGAGGCAAGCUGGCAUGUUAGGAUGCUCACUAGGGAAAUUAGGAAGUCUCUUGACAAGCACACCAUCUUGUACACCACCCUUGUUGAGCUUUCCAAGGCGUUGAAGUUGCAUAAUUGUGCAGUUUGGAUGCCCAACGAGGACCGGCGAGAGAUGCACUUGACCCAUGAAUUGAAAACAAACUCUGCCAAGAAUUUUCCGACUUUCAUUCCUGUGAAUGAUCCAGAUGUAUUGGAGAUAAGAAAAACUAAGGGGGUGAGGAUUUUGAGGCCUGAUUCCGCUCUAGGGGCUGCAAGUAGUGGUGGGUCUGGGGAGUUGGGUGCUGUGGCAGCUAUUCGUAUGCCGUUACUUCAUGUGUCGAAUUUCAAAGGAGGGACUCCGGAGUUGGUUGAAACUUGUUAUGCUAUACUGGUUUUGGUUCUUCCAAGUUCAAGCUCAAGGGCUUGGACGUGUCAUGAGAUGGAGAUAGUUGAAGUGGUUGCUGAUCAGGUGGCUGUUGCCCUGUCUCAUGCAUCUGUUCUUGAAGAGUCUCAGCUGAUGAGACAGAAGCUGGAAGAGAGGAACCGGGCAUUGCAACAGGCUCAAAAGAACGCAAUGAUGGCCAGCGAGGCAAGGAAGUCGUUUCAGAAGGUGAUGAGCCAUGGAAUGCGGAGGCCUAUGCAUUCUGUUCUGGGGAUGCUUUCAUUGUUUCAGGAGGAUAAUUUGAGAUCUGAGCAGAAGAUUAUUGGUGAUACAAUGUUGAAAGUUGGCUAUGUGAUCUCGAGUUUGAUUAAUGAUGUAAUGGAGAUUUCAGAAAAUGAAAAGGGAGGCUUCCGGUUAGAGAUGAAGCCUUUCCUUCUGCAUUCAAUGAUGAGGGAAGCUGCUUGCAUUGCCAAGUGCCUGUGUGUUUAUGAAGGCUUUGGUUUUGAAAUUGAUGUCCAGAAGUCUUUGCCUGAAGCAGUUAUGGGUGAUGAGGCAAGGACUUUUCAAGUAAUUUUGCACAUGAUUGGCUAUUUAUUGAACAUGAACAACAAAGGGAUCCUUAAUUUUCGAGUUUUUCUUGAAAAUGAUGGUGGAGAUAAGGAUGAUAAAAGUUUUGGAAUGUGGAGAUCAAGCGGUCAGAACGAGUAUGUACAUAUAAAAUUUGAUUUUCAGAUUACUGAUAGGCCUCGGCAAGAUGAAGCAACUUCAACAGCACAUUAUAGCCGUAGGAGGCAGUACUACAACAAUGAACUUAAGGAGGGCCUAAACUUCAGCAUGUGCAAGAAGUUAGUACAGAUGAUGCAAGGUAAUAUAUGGAUAUCACCAAACUCCCUGGGUUUGGUGCAAGGCAUGACUCUUCUUCUAAAGUUUCAGAUAGGACCAGCAUCACUUGAAAAAUCAAUAUUUGCAUCUAAAGAUUAUUCAAAUUCACAGUUGAGAGGCAUAAAGGUUGUGUUAGCCGAUGAUGAUGGUGUGAACAGGACCGUGACCAAGAAGCUACUUGAGAAGCUUGGUUGUCAAGUAACUGCUGUUUCAUCAGGGUUUGAGUGCCUGAGUGCUGUAAGUGGCUCUGGUAACUCAUUCCGAAUCAUCCUGUUGGAUCUUCACAUGCCUGAAAUGGAUGGUUUUGAAGUGGCAAAGAGGAUCCGCAAGUUCCAUAGCCGUAGUUGGCCCUUGAUUGUAGCUCUUAUAGCAAGUGCAGAAGAACAUGUGAGGGAGAAAUGCCUCCUUGCGGGAAUGAAUGGAAUCAUCCAAAAACCUAUCCUACUUCAUCAGAUAGCAGAUGAACUUAGAACAGUCCUACAAAGAGCAGGUGAAAAAAUGUGAAGACAGUUUUGGAAAAACUUGCUUGGUUUAAGAAAAUGUGAUUUCAUUAAUAAUAAUUACAAAAAUUAAAAUGUCAUGUUAUUUUUACUUUUUUCCUA
Cajanus cajan (pigeon pea) is the source of this 2900-nucleotide messenger RNA. RefSeq names its product Signal transduction histidine kinase, hybrid-type, ethylene sensor (gene EIN4). Gene Ontology annotation, molecular function: phosphorelay sensor kinase activity; protein binding; ethylene binding. Gene Ontology annotation, biological process: response to ethylene; phosphorelay signal transduction system. NCBI's taxonomy places the organism in Eukaryota, Viridiplantae, Streptophyta, Magnoliopsida, Fabales, Fabaceae. Gene Ontology annotation, cellular component: endoplasmic reticulum; endoplasmic reticulum membrane. The record is from RefSeq and is a predicted model, not a curated record.